AUGGCGCCCGCAAGCAGUACGGACUCAGACUCGGUUGGUGAAGUUGAGCAGGAGAUGGCGAAGGUGACUUCGCUGGCUCAACUCACGGAGAAGUGGGACGAUACUAUUCGGUUCUAUCUUAAUGGCACGAAAGUUGCCGUCGACACGGUCAACCCGGAACUGACCCUGUUGGAAUACUUGAGAGGCGUUGGUUUAACGGGAACCAAGCUUGGAUGUGCUGAAGGAGGUUGCGGUGCUUGUACAGUGGUCGUUUCGCACCUCAACCAAACAACGAAGAAAAUAUACCAUGCCUCUGUCAACGCUUGCAUUGCCCCCCUCGUCUCUGUCGACGGCAAACAUGUUAUCACAGUCGAAGGACUGGGCGAUGUGAAGAAGCCCCACGCGGUCCAGCAACGGAUUGCGGUCGGGAACGGCAGUCAAUGUGGCUUCUGUACGCCUGGAAUUGUUAUGAGUCUAUAUGCAUUGCUACGAAAUGACCCAACUCCCUCGGAACACGCAGUCGAGGAGGCGUUUGAUGGUAACUUGUGUCGUUGCACCGGAUACCGUCCUAUUCUGGAUGCCGCCCAAAGCUUCAACUCCCGCAACAACUGCGGCAUGUCCAAAGCUAACGGAGGAUCUGGCUGCUGCAUGGAGAAGAAGGACGGUGGUUGCUGCAAGGGUUCUUCACCAGCCACCGAGGAGACCGAGGUGGUGGAGCCCAUCUUCCCGGCGCCCGAGUUCAAGAAGUACAGCCCUGAUACAGAACUGAUCUUCCCCGCCGCGCUACGAAAGCAUGUAUUCCAGCCAAUGGUAUUUGGCAACAAGAGGAAGAAGUGGUAUCGCCCUGUGACCGUGGAACAAUUGCUGCAAAUCAAGAAUAUCCACCCCGAGGCGAAAUUGAUCGGCGGAAGCACGGAGACUCAGAUUGAGAUCAAGUUCAAGGCUAUGCGCUAUGCCGCCUCAGUCUACGUGGGUGACAUUCCAGAGCUGCGACAAUUCACCUUCCACGACGACUGCCUGGAAAUCGGUGCCAACGUAUCCUUGACCGAUUUGGAGCACAUCUGUGAGCAGGCCGUGGAACGCUACGGACAGAAUCGAAGCCAGCCAUUCAAGGCGAUCAAGAAACAACUUCAGUACUUUGCUGGACGUCAAAUCCGAAAUGUCGCGUCGCCAGCCGGUAACUUGGCUACUGCCUCUCCCAUCUCCGAUUUGAACCCUGUGUUCGUGGCGACCAACACCACCCUGAUUGCCAAGUCGCUUGAAGGAGAUAAGGAAAUUCCCAUGACCGAGUUCUUCCAAGGCUACCGUAAGACUGCUUUGGCCCCAGAUGCUAUCAUCGCCAGCCUGCGAAUCCCAGUUGCCCAGGAGACUGGAGAACACAUUCGCGCCUAUAAGCAGGCUAAGCGAAAGGACGAUGAUAUUGCCAUCGUCAACUCCGCGCUCCGCGUAUCGCUGUCCGAUACUAAUGAGGUUACAAGCUGUAAUCUCGUCUUCGGUGGCAUGGCUGCCAUGACAGUCUCGGCGAAGAACGCUGAGGAUGCCUUGAUCGGCAAGAAGUUCACCAACCCCGAAACGUUAGAGGGCGUUAUGUCUGCUUUGGAGAAGGACUUCAGCCUGCCGUACGGCGUUCCCGGUGGCAUGGCCACCUAUCGGAAGUCAUUGGCAAUGGGCUUUUUCUACCGAUUCUAUCACGAUGUUCUCAUGGGACUCGAGGUCAAGGCAACCGACCUAGAUCCCGACGUUGUCGCUGAGAUUGAAAGAGCUAUUUCCACUGGUGCAAAGGACCACGAAGCUUCCGCUGCUUAUCAGCAGAAGAUUCUGGGCAAGGCUACCCCUCACGUUGCUGCGCUCAAGCAAUCCACCGGUCAAGCUCAGUAUACCGACGAUAUCCCCGUUCAACAGAAUGAGCUGUUUGCCUGCAUGGUCCUUUCAACCAAGGCACAUGCAAAGAUUCUAAGUGUCGACCCCUCGGCAGCCCUAGAAAUUCCUGGUGUUGUUGAUUAUGUUGACCACACGGAUCUACCAAACCCACAGGCUAACUGGUGGGGAGCACCCGUCUCCGAUGAGCUUUUCUUUGCCGUGGACGAGGUCACCACUGCUGGUCAGCCCAUUGGUGUGAUCGUGGCACAAACCGCCAAGAUUGCAGAGGAAGGUAUGCGAGCUGUCAAGGUUGAAUACGAGGAUCUCCCGGUCAUCCUGAGCAUGGAAGAGGCCAUUGAGGCGGAAUCCUUCUUCGGUCACUAUCGCUUCAUCAAGAAUGGUGACACAGAGGAGGGCUUCAAGCAGGCCGACCACAUUUUUGAGGGUGUCUCUCGCAUGGGCGGUCAAGAACAUUUCUACUUGGAGACCCAAGCCUGUGUUGCCAUUCCCAAGCCUGAAGAUGGGGAGAUCGAGGUUUGGAGUGGAACACAGAAUCCCACUGAGACCCAAGCAUACAUCGCUCAGGUUUGCGGAGUCGCCGCGAACAAGGUUGUCUCUCGAGUCAAGCGACUCGGAGGUGGAUUUGGUGGCAAGGAAACGCGCUCUAUCCAGCUGGCUGGGAUCUGUGCCACUGCCGCGAAGAAGCUCAACCGACCCGUUCGAUGCAUGCUGAACCGUGACGAGGAUAUCUUGACUUCCGGUCAACGCCACCCGUUCCUCUGCAAGUGGAAGGUUGGUGUCACCAAGGAGGGAAAGAUCCUUGCUCUCGACGCCGACGUGUUCGCCAACGGUGGCCAUACCCAAGAUUUGUCGGGUGCGGUCGUUGAGCGAAGCUUAUCUCACAUCGACGGUGUCUAUAAGAUCCCUAACAUCUAUGUGCGUGGCCGAAUUUGCAAGACCAACACCGUGUCCAACACGGCCUUCCGUGGCUUCGGCGGACCACAGGGUCUGUUCUUCGCUGAAUGCUACAUCUCCGAGAUUGCCGAUCAUCUCAACAUUUCACCGGAGCAUAUGCGUGCCAUUAACAUGUACAAGCCUGGUGAGACCACACACUUUAAUCAGGAGCUGAAGGAUUGGUAUGUGCCCCUGAUGUACAACCAAGUCUUGGAGGAGAGCAACUACAUGGAGCGCCGCAAGGCUGUUGAGGAGUACAACAAGGAACACAAGUGGUCCAAACGUGGUAUGGCUAUUGUCCCGACCAAGUUUGGUAUUUCCUUCACAGCCCUCUUCCUGAACCAGGCCGGUGCUUUGGUCCACAUCUAUCAUGACGGUAGUGUUCUCGUGGCCCACGGAGGUGUCGAGAUGGGUCAAGGUCUUCACACCAAGAUGGUCAUGAUCGCCGCCGAGGCUCUGGGCGUGCCACAAGAUAACGUCUUCAUUGCUGAGACGGCGACCAACACCGUCGCCAACACUUCUUCGACAGCAGCAUCCGCCAGUUCCGAUCUGAAUGGUUACGCCAUUUUCAAUGCCUGCGAGCAGCUGAAUGAGCGACUCCGCCCAUUCCGCGAGAAGAUGCCCGACGCGACCAUGAAAGAGCUCGCGCACGCAGCAUACUUCUCCCGUGUCAACCUCUCCGCACAGGGUUACUACCGUACACCAGAUAUCGGUUACGUAUGGGGCGAGAACUCUGGCCAGAUGUUCUUCUAUUUCACGCAGGGUAUCACCGCAGCUGAAGUACAGAUCGACACUUUGACUGGAGACUGGACCCCUCUGCGCGCAGAUAUCAAGAUGGACGUUGGCCGUACCAUCAACCCGUCCAUCGACUACGGCCAAAUCGAAGGUGCUUACGUCCAAGGACAGGGCCUCUUCACCACCGAAGAGAGUCUUUGGCACCGCGCCUCAGGCCAAAUCUUCACCCGCGGUCCCGGUAACUACAAGAUCCCCGGCUUCCGCGACAUUCCUCAGGUCUUCAACGUGAGUCUGCUCAAGGAUGUCGAGUGGGAGAAUCUGCGCACCAUCCAGCGUUCCCGCGGUGUUGGUGAGCCGCCUCUUUUCAUGGGCAGCGCUGUGUUCUUCGCUAUUCGUGAUGCGCUGAAGGCUGCCCGGAAGCAGUGGGGUGUUGAGGAGGUGCUGAGCUUGAUUAGCCCGGCUACGCCGGAGCGUAUCCGUAUCAGUUGUGCGGACCCGAUUGUUGAAAGGGCAAGGGUGACUCCGAAGGAAGGCGAGAAGAGUUUCUUUGUCGCUAUUUAG
Molecule: messenger RNA, 4089 nt
Organism: Penicillium subrubescens
Lineage: Eukaryota; Fungi; Ascomycota; Eurotiomycetes; Eurotiales; Aspergillaceae
Product: putative xanthine dehydrogenase HxA
Exons: 4
Coding region: 1-4089 (1362 amino acids)
Molecular function (GO): xanthine dehydrogenase activity; 2 iron, 2 sulfur cluster binding; FAD binding
Source: RefSeq, a predicted model, not a curated record